AUGUCGACGUGGGGUGAACACUUCAGAGUCACCACUUACGGUGAAUCCCACUGCCGCUCCGUCGGCUGUAUCGUCGAUGGCUGCCCCCCUGGCAUGGAGCUCACCGAGGACGAUGUUCAGCCUCAGAUGACUCGGAGACGUCCCGGCCAGAGCGCUCUGACGACGCCCCGGAAUGAGAAGGACCGCGUGGAAAUCCAGUCGGGUACCGAGUUCGGCGUCACCCUGGGCACCCCGAUUGGCAUGAUGGUUCGCAACGAGGACCAGCGGCCUAAGGACUAUGGCGGUAGCACCAUGGACUUGUACCCCCGUCCCAGCCAUGCCGACUUCACCUACCUCGAGAAAUACGGCGUGAAGGCAAGCAGUGGAGGUGGUCGUAGCAGUGCUCGGGAAACCAUCGGCCGUGUCGCCGCCGGUGCCAUCGCCGAAAAGUACUUGCGUCUUUCCCACGGCGUUGAGAUCGUGGCCUUCGUCUCCUCCGUCGGCAAUGAGCACCUGUUCCCCCCCACCCCGGAGCACCCCACCGCUUCGACCAACCCCGAAUACCUGGACCUCCUCGAAAAGAUUGAUCGCAACAUGGUCGACUCGUUCGUCCCGACCCGUUGCCCCAACGAAGAGGCUGCCGCGCGUAUGACCAAGGUGAUCGAGCAUUUCCGUGACAACCACGACAGUAUCGGCGGCACUGUGACCUGCGUCAUCCGCAACGUGCCCGUGGGUCUGGGCGAGCCCUGCUUCGACAAGCUCGAGGCGAAGAUCGCGCACGCCAUGCUCAGCAUCCCCGCCACCAAGGGCUUCGAGAUCGGCUCCGGCUUCGGUGGCUGCGAGGUGCCCGGCUCCAUCCACAACGACCCCUUUGUGGCGGCGAACGUGGAAACCCGCAACGGCAGCAACACCACCAGCGGCCAGCGACUGACCACCAAGACCAACAACUCCGGCGGUAUUCAGGGCGGUAUCUCCAACGGCGCCUCGAUCUACUUCCGUGUCGCCUUCAAGCCCCCUGCCACCAUCGGCCAGGCCCAGACCACCGCUACUUACGACCUCGAGCAAGGUACCCUGGAGGCCAAGGGCCGCCACGACCCUUGCGUCGUGCCCCGCGCCGUCCCCAUUGUCGAGACCAUGUCCGCUCUGGUCAUCAUGGACGCCUUGAUGGCCCAGUAUGCCCGCGAGAGCGCCAAGUCUCUCCUGCCGCCGCUUCCCAAGACCAUUCCCACCCGUCCCACGACGGCAGCGAAUGGCUCCGUGUAG
This is a messenger RNA of Aspergillus melleus, 1242 nucleotides long. RefSeq names its product bifunctional chorismate synthase/riboflavin reductase [NAD(P)H] ARO2 (gene ARO2). Gene Ontology annotation, cellular component: cytosol. Gene Ontology annotation, molecular function: chorismate synthase activity; FMN binding. Bases 1 to 1242 code for a protein of 413 amino acids. Gene Ontology annotation, biological process: chorismate biosynthetic process; aromatic amino acid biosynthetic process. The transcript has 3 exons. The record is from RefSeq and is a predicted model, not a curated record. NCBI's taxonomy places the organism in Eukaryota, Fungi, Ascomycota, Eurotiomycetes, Eurotiales, Aspergillaceae.